Messenger RNA from Protopolystoma xenopodis, 252 nucleotides. Lineage: Eukaryota; Metazoa; Platyhelminthes; Monogenea; Polystomatidea; Polystomatidae. The record is from the annotation of a GenBank genome assembly.
AUGAGGCUACAAGAAAAAGAUUUUCACAUCUCUAUGUUCCUACGCAUUUCCCGGCCCAAUUUGUCGACGCAUCAAUCAACGGUUUGCCCCUCCUUGAGCAACGAUAGCCAGAGCUUACUUUCUCCCAGCAAGAGUGUCAGUCAGAGUUGGAAUCUGGAUUGUCAAGAGGCCCAUUCAAUCGCGUCUGGGUCUCCGGAUGUGGCUGAUCCGAUCGGUAUCCACGACGUUGAAGUUCGUCAUCGUCAAGUCUCA